Messenger RNA from Carcharodon carcharias (great white shark), 3474 nucleotides. Its product is annotated as eukaryotic translation initiation factor 5A-1-like. Lineage: Eukaryota; Metazoa; Chordata; Chondrichthyes; Lamniformes; Lamnidae. Gene Ontology annotation, molecular function: RNA binding; translation elongation factor activity; ribosome binding. The coding region runs from base 186 to 653 and encodes 155 amino acids. The record is from RefSeq and is a predicted model, not a curated record. The transcript is spliced from 5 exons. Gene Ontology annotation, biological process: positive regulation of translational elongation; positive regulation of translational termination.
CGCGCGCGCCGCGGUUUGAAGCUAACAUUCCCCGUGGAGCGGGGAGGAGAGAGGCCCGGCUUUCCCCUCUCACCGAGAGCGGGGGAGGAGAGGCUUCCCUCCCCUCACCCCGUGUAAAGUGGGAAGAGGGGGGCGGGUUUAACCAGAGAGCGGGGCCUGAGUGUCUCCACUAAAACACAAGGACCAUGGAUGACAACCUAGAUUUCACCACCGGAGAUGCUGGGGCCUCUGCUACCUUUCCAACGCAGUGUUCCUCUUUACGCAAGAAUGGAUUUGUGGUUCUGAAAGGGCGCCCCUGCAAGAUUGUUGAAAUGUCAACAUCUAAGACUGGCAAGCAUGGGCAUGCCAAGGUUCACAUGGUUGGUCUUGAUAUAUUCACCUCAAAGAAAUAUGAAGAUAUCUGCCCCUCUACCCACAAUGUUGAUGUCCCCAAUGUCAAGAGAAACGAUUAUCAGUUGAUUGGAAUUACAGAUGGCUACCUCUCUCUGAUGACAGAUAAUGGUGAGAUACGUGAGGAUCUGAAGCUAGCAGAAGGUGAUCUGGGAAAGGAAAUAUUACAGAGAUAUGAUGCUGGCGAAGACCUAUUGAUCACAGUUCUGUACGCAAUGAACGAAGAGGCAGCCAUUGGCAUCAAGUCAAUGACCAAACAAUAAACAGGGAUCAAGAGACCAGACCUGACUGCUCAGGCCAAAACCUUGGAUCAUAAUUAGGUUAAUUAUCACCAAAGUAAUGGCCUUCACACCAUGACCUCAUUUUCUUAGAAUUUUUUUUCCAAAUGGCACCAGACCGGACCUGACCUUACUGCCUAAUCAGCUAGCCAGUCGUUGCUGUGGGCUGAUUGGUCUUGUACUAAAUCAUGGGUGUUGGUGCUCCCAAAAAAAAGUAUGGUGAUGUAAUGCUUGCCACCAUCGGUCCUCUUUUGUUAAUAGAACCGGCCUAUAGAGUGAAUUCCAAAAGCUGUCUGCCCAGUGAUCAGUUUGAUGCCCAUCCUCAUUGCUUAGUGAGGCACAGGGCACCCAAAGUAUCGGUAUUACCUCUGUUACACUCCUGCCAACUUUUUAAAGAAACUUUUUGUUGGCUUCUUGCAUUGUAAAACUCUGCUAAUGCAAUGUCAGUGAUUGUCCUGGGCAGAUGGAACAGGUUUUCCAAUUGUUGCAUUGUAGAAGAACACUGACUGGAAUCUAGAGACUGGGCGUGUUAUGCUGCGCAAUUUCACUCGAGGCCUUUGUCACCAGACUGAUGAUAAUAUUCAGUUGCUUCUUACUUUUAUUGUAUUUAUCAUGCAAUGGGAUUAAAAUGAGUGAAGCAUUUCUUGGAACUUGUCUUUGAGGUGCAUUUGGAGUUGGAUUUGUCAGGCAUGAGAUGAAUUGUUGCCAGUGCUGCAGUGAUUUUAUUAAACACUUAUAGAGGGGGGGGGUGGGGUGCUGAAAGUGGAAAUCUUUUCAUUACUUGCCUGUAGCUGUAAUACUCACCAACACACUCCCUUCCAAACCAAAGUGGGUCAGACCACCACUGUCUCCUGUGGCUUCAAAGGAAAAAUUGAUGAGAGUUGAAUUUUCUUACCUGAAAUCCACUAUUGUUUUGCUGAUUUGCUUGGUGUAUAUUUUAACUCGGUGCAGAAUGGAUUACACAGAUGUUCACCAGAACCUUGUUUUCUCAAAGUGUACUCUUCCCCUCUCUCUUGUGAUGUGGAGGUGCCACUGGGUUCCAUCUUUAUUGGCUGCCUGUGGCUUGUUGGCUACUUUUGUUUGUGCUACCUGAAUGCAAUUGAACAAAUAUUGCUUCAUGAGUCUCCUGAAAGUAUGUAUUUUGUGUCUGAGCACUUGGUUGCUGGGUGUUCCACUUGAAAUAUUGUAACAUAAGUUACUCAGUGGGUUGGUGUGUGUCCAUGUGCAUAAAAUAACAUGGUCAAUGAUUUGCAUUAUCUUCAGAAUUAAAGCUGUGGUCCAGGGUUUGUGCUACUUUUUAAGUUUCACUUCCUAUUGAUGUAGAAAUGGUUUACUUGGCUGCAGUUAGUUGGGCCAUAGUUCCAUUCCAUUAUGGCGGCCUGCUCGAAAUUCGAGGACAGUUGCUUUCACAAAUAUUAACUAGGUUAUUUGGCCCUUUUCCCCCAGGGACCUAGUUUCACAUUCAGCUCACGUUUAUGGGCGUGAAAGUUCCUUCUUGUGGAGCAAGUUGAGGCUGGUAGGGAGGGUGCGGAAAGCAACUCUAUUCCAUUCUCAAUGUGUAGGCUUGCAGCAUCAAGCUGCCUAUAGCAAGUAGGAGUAUUAUUCAGGGGCUGGUGUAGGGAAAUGGAAAUGCCACACAUCUCCAUCUGAACAUAGAAUAGUACAGUAUAGAAGCAGGCCACCUGUGCUGACUCUGCUAGACCUACCAGUUAAUCCAACUCCCUUGCCCUUUACCCAGAGUCCUGCAAAUGUUUCCUUUUCGAGCAUUUUAACAAAUUCUUUUUUGAAAGUUACUAUUGAAUCUGCUUCUAACACCCUGUCAAGGCUGUGUAUUCCACCCAACAACUUGCUGGGUAUAAAUAUUUCCCCGCCACUCCCCCAGCCCUCUAUUUUCUAAUUAUCUUAAAUCUAUGUCCUCUGGUCCAACACUCCUGGAAAGUUUCUCUUCACUUACUGUAUCCCAACUACUCAUUAAUUUUGAACACCUCUAUUAAAUCUCCCUUAACCUUUGCUUUAAAGGAAAUAAUUCCAGCUUGUCUGCUGUGCUUGGUGGAGAGAGGUGCUAACAGAAAUAUUUAAUUUGGUCUCCAACAGAGGUCCCUCUCCUAUAGUGUGCAAGAUUUGUUGGUAUCCUCAUGGAUCCCUGCUGUUUGAAGGUUUUGUAAAUAUAGUAGAUAGUGCUUCAGUAAGCAUGAUUGAAUGGAGUCAUUCUCAACUUCAUUGGUGCAUUGAGCUGGAAAUAGAUACACAAAAGAUCUUCAUUUGAUUUCAAAAGACUUAAAUCUGCGUGUAUAAUUCAAAUAGUUGACUCAAAUGCAGUUAUCCAAGUUAUUUUAAGCUAGUUUGAUGUGCUCCACCAGACAGUUUUUGGAAUUGUCUGUAGCUAUAUAUGUAUAUGAUAAACCUACUGCAAUUAAAGCUCAUUUCACUACAAAUCAAAUUCACAUCCACAAUACAAAUACAUCAACAUAACCAGGAAACACAACUACAAAUAGAGAGCAUUUCCUUUCCAGUAAAAGUGUAUUACUUCAAGGUUCAUAGCGAUUUGAUGUUGUAUUGAAGUUUCCUUUGAACUGGGUAUUGGUAUCCUUGCCUGUGUAAUUUGAGCAGCAGGUAGGUCAGGCUACUAAUAUUUCAAGGAUUUUUUUUUUUUAGCAACUACUAAGGGCUCAAAGAGUGAAAACUGUAUUAAAAGCUGUUUAAACUGAACGCCUCUGAUGCCAUUUAUAAAGGAAUGAUGCUAAUGCAAAUAUGAGUUUUGCACAAAACCUGUAAACUUCGAAUAAAACAUGUUCAGAUAAUCUGC